Mya arenaria is the source of this 804-nucleotide messenger RNA. RefSeq lists its product as uncharacterized. The record is from RefSeq and is a predicted model, not a curated record. The transcript has 2 exons. Bases 1 to 804 code for a protein of 267 amino acids. NCBI's taxonomy places the organism in Eukaryota, Metazoa, Mollusca, Bivalvia, Myida, Myidae.
AUGGAAACUCUUAGAUACCUUCGGAUAACCAUUUUAAUGGCAACCGUUUGCAUUGCGCGGGAGCCUGAAUGUUCCAGGUUUCAUUAUGAGGAAAAGCUGCUAGAGAAAGUUAUCAGAUCGGAAAUAAGUAUGGAAGCUUAUGAAGAGUCAUUGAAAAAGACAACUGUAUCUGUGGAAGAAACGGUUCAGUCGAUUUCAGAAGUAACAAACGCAGUGGAAAAGCUACAGAAAGAAAUCCGAUCAUUCAAGUCCGUUGACGUAAAGAGCAGCGGUUUAUAUACAAGAUGGGGUCGGCGGUCGUGCCCUGGAACCACGGAGAUGGUGUAUGGAGGGUUUGCUGGCGGGGGAGAUCACAGUCACCAAGGGGCGAGCAGUAAUUACAUUUGUCUACCGCUGGACCCAAUCUUUGAUGACCGUGGACGUAAAGCGAGGUCCGUUAGCAAGGUUUAUGGUGCUGAGUAUGAAACAUAUUCUGCCACGUUUCACACGGGUUUGCAUAACGAGGAUGUUCCAUGUGCCGUCUUCCGCGUUGUUGGAAGAAGUGUUGUCAUGAUCCCAGCGAGGAAUGCCUGUUAUAGCGGAUGGCAUAAAGAGUACGCUGGUUAUUUGAUGUCGUCUCAUUUCAGCCAUCAUGGGAACAAGGAGCUCGUUUGCAUGGACAGAAACCCUGAAAAAACUGAAGGAAGUGCUGAUAGUGACCAAAAUGGUGCUUUGUUUUACUUUGCACAAGCUGUUUGUGGCUCGUUAAAAUGUCCUCCAUACAGCGAGGACCAGGCUUUAACCUGUGUGGUGUGUUCUAAAUAG